AUGCGAAGAUUCUACUACGGGCCCCAGUUCGGUAUAUCAGCGGAGUCGCUUUUCUAUAUCGAAGUGGCCGUUCACGCCCCCGACCCCUUGUUCAAGAAUUCCGCUGUGCCUGUGACGAGUCUGAUGUCAAUCGAGGCGCGUAUCUAUCCUACAGCACCGAGCCUAUGCGUACGCAUCCAAGAAUUGGCGUUUGUGAAGCGGCACAAUGUGUGGGAUCUGUUUCCUGACUGCGAACCUUUGUCGAUGUGUGGGAAUAUAGGGCCUCAUCGAUUCUUGAAUGUCUUGAAAGCGCACAUCGAAAGUUACUGCUCUUCUGGACGAGCGUCGACUAGGCCAGCCGAUUAUGGGCGGUGUCCAACAUGCAAUACCUCAUACAAACUUGAGCUUCGAGAACUUGACCAGGCGAAUAUAUGCUUGGUUGUGACUCGAUGGCUUGAUCUGGGCCCGGGGCUAAACCCAAAUGAUGUUCAAUGGAAGACUCACGUUGAUUACUCGCGUGGUAUGGAUGGAGACACCCCUGACCUGAUUGAUUCCCGGCAGCGAUUCGAAGAUGACUCGAUGCAGGCCGCAGACUCAUUUUCAGAGGAGGCAGCGUAUCGUCGAAAUGUAUCCCUUCUCCAAAACCAGGAAUAUCGAAGGGUGAUGACACCAAUUACCACCCAAAGGUGGAUUAUGCGAUCCAGGGAGAAGCAGCGACACCGCUUCGGGACCUGUGUGGCUGCUUAA
This is a messenger RNA of Penicillium riverlandense, 726 nucleotides long. RefSeq lists its product as uncharacterized. NCBI's taxonomy places the organism in Eukaryota, Fungi, Ascomycota, Eurotiomycetes, Eurotiales, Aspergillaceae. The record is from RefSeq and is a predicted model, not a curated record. The transcript has a single exon. Bases 1 to 726 code for a protein of 241 amino acids.